UUUACAAAUUUCCAGGGAUAAACCGUAUUCAACUCAGUUCUUUCCUACUUUUAAGCUUUAAUUGCACGCUAAUAUUUACUUCGCCAGUAUUAUUGCCCUCUUAUCAUUUCUUCAUCCCGAAACGCCCCUUUCUCCCAUGAACGAUUCCGCUCCCGCCCCUCUUUGACCCAGAUGGUUUAGUUUUAAUUUCUGUUUUUUCCGAAAUUGUUGAUAAUUUCAGAUCUGAAGUUUAAUUUUGUUUUCUACAAAGAUUCAUUAUAUUAAAAGAAAAUUGAUAGAUGUCGGCUUCUUCACCAUACUGGUGUUACAGAUGCGACCGAUUCGUUACCGUUUGGACCCAAGAUUCCUUCACUUGCCCCGAUUGUAAUGGUGGGUUCGUGGAAGAAAUCGACACUCCUGACCGGCGCCGCCGUUUCCCCGCCGCCUCCAUGUACAUGGCGCAAACACCGGAGUCAAGUCCCGGAUUGGGGUCCGGAUCCAGCUCGAGGCUCAGAAGGAGCCGCAGGAAUGGGGGUAACCGGUCACCCUUUAACCCGGUCAUCGUGCUCCGUGGGCCGAACGAGGGAGGAGGUGGAGCGGCGGCUGGAGGAUUUGAACUGUAUUACGACGAUGGAGCAGGAAUAGGUUUGCAGCCGCUGCCUACUAGUAUGUCUGAGUUUUUGCUCGGAUCGGGUUUUGACAGAUUGCUAGACCAAUUGGCCCAAAUUGAGGCUAAUGGUGUCGGGCGAAUCAGUAUUAAUCCUCCAGCCUCGAAGGCCGCUAUCGAAUCGAUGCCCACAAUUGAGAUAGUUGAUGAGCAUAUUGCCACUGAGUCUCACUGUGCAGUUUGUAAGGAGGCUUUCGAGCUGCGAAGUGAGGCUCGAGAAAUGCCUUGCAAGCAUUUAUACCAUCAGGAUUGCAUCUUACCGUGGCUGUCGUUAAGGAAUUCGUGUCCAGUUUGCAGAUAUGAGUUGCCGACUGAUGGUAAUAACUAUGGUAUUAGCAAUAGUGACCCAAGUGAAGUGCAUCGAAGAGUAAACGAGGUGGGGAAUGGUGACGAAGCUGUUGGAUUGACGAUAUGGAGAUUGCCUGGUGGUGGGUUUGCUGUGGGCCGGUUUUCAGGAGGGAGGAGGGAUGGGGAGAGGCAGUCACCAGUGGUAUAUACUGAGAUGGAUGGUGGGUUUAAUAAUAAUGGUGUUCCAAGAAGGAUUUCAUGGGGCUCUAGAGGGAGUGUGUCACGGGAGAGGGGUGGAUUCAGGAGGAUUCUGCACAGCUUGUUUGCUUGUUUUGGCCGGGGUAGAUCAUCAACUUCUAAUUCUAACUUCGAUUAUUGAAUAAUUUGAAGGUGCGGCUUGUUUUCGUGAAGUGGAGGAUGAAGUUAUAAAGUUAAUGAUGGAAGUAGAAGAUGAUGGUAAACUUUGAAGCUUAAUUGGCUGCAGAGAAUCAAUAUCGGUGGAAGACUGUGUGAUACAUCGUGAUUAAAUGAAUAUAAAAUAGUCAAUAAUAUCUCUUGAGCUUUGUCUUCUGUUGAAGAAUUAUUGCUGCAGCAAUGUCUUGAUAGUGAAUGAGAUGGAUAUGGAACUUGAGAAAAAGAAUUGAAGAUGAAGAAGAGACAGAGCGACUAAUUCAUUAUGCGAGAAGCUGGUGUUGGUAUUAAUGGCUCCUGUGUACACCACACCACCGAAGUACUUUGAACUUUCAGCGCAUUUCUGCAAUUUAUAAUUUGCUUGACACCACUGUUAUUAUGGUUAGUUAUUUAUUUUCUGUAAUCUAUAUUAAAGUUUAGAGUAUGAGUUAAUGCUUUGUGUGACAUUUUUCGAUGGGCACAUCAUUUAUAUAUAAUUAUAUAUAUCCUACCUUGGAAGUUUAGUUUAGGCAUUGCCUCAUUGUUGUGAAAAAACAGAUUUUAUUCUUAUUCAAUUCUUUUAAUUAAAUGA
Molecule: messenger RNA, 1916 nt
Organism: Olea europaea var. sylvestris
Lineage: Eukaryota; Viridiplantae; Streptophyta; Magnoliopsida; Lamiales; Oleaceae
Product: E3 ubiquitin-protein ligase RDUF2-like
Exons: 2
Coding region: 279-1313 (344 amino acids)
Biological process (GO): protein ubiquitination
Cellular component (GO): cytoplasm
Molecular function (GO): ubiquitin protein ligase activity
Source: RefSeq, a predicted model, not a curated record